Molecule: messenger RNA, 5059 nt
Organism: Conger conger (European conger)
Lineage: Eukaryota; Metazoa; Chordata; Actinopteri; Anguilliformes; Congridae
Gene: ccnt1
Product: cyclin T1
Exons: 9
Coding region: 22-2091 (689 amino acids)
Biological process (GO): positive regulation of DNA-templated transcription, elongation; regulation of transcription by RNA polymerase II
Cellular component (GO): nucleus; cyclin/CDK positive transcription elongation factor complex
Molecular function (GO): cyclin-dependent protein serine/threonine kinase activator activity
Source: RefSeq, a predicted model, not a curated record
AUAUUAUUGUCCUCCUCAGUGAUGGCGGCGUCGUUUCCUUCUCCUUCUGCAGCUAACAACAAAUGGUACUUUACCCGAGAGCAGAUCGAGAAUAGUCCGUCUCGCCGUGCUGGGCUGGAUCCAGAUAAAGAACUGUCAUAUAGACAGCAGGCGGCUAAUCUACUACAGGAUAUGGGACAACGACUAAAUGUGUCCCAGCUAACUAUCAACACUGCCAUCGUGUACAUGCACCGUUUCUACAUGGUCCAGUCCUUCACUCGCUUCCACCGAAAUGUGAUUGCCCCCGCCACCCUGUUCCUGGCCGCCAAGGUGGAGGAGCAGCCUCGCAAGCUGGAGCACGUGAUCAAGGUCACGCAUGCCUGCCUCAACCCCCAGGACCCGUCGCCAGACACCAGGAGCGACGCUUACCUGCAGCAAGCCCAAGACCUGGUCAUUCUUGAGAGCAUUAUCCUGCAGACCCUCGCAUUUGAAAUCACCAUCGACCACCCACAUACACAUGUUGUCAAGUGCACCCAGCUGGUCAGAGCGAGUAAGGACUUGGCCCAGACGUCAUACUUCAUGGCUACCAACAGUCUGCACCUGACGACCUUCUGCCUGCAGUACAGCCCACCCAUCGUGGCCUGCGUCUGCAUCCAUCUGGCCUGCAAGUGGUCCAACUGGGAGAUCCCAGUCUCCACCGACAGCAAGCACUGGUGGGAGUACGUGGACCCCACCGUCACCCUGGAGCUUUUGGACGAGCUCACACACGAGUUCCUGCAGAUUCUGGAGAAGACUCCCAGCCGAUUAAAGCGCAUUCGCAACUGGAAGGCGGCGGGUCAGACGGUGAAGAAGACGAAGGUCCAGGAGGAAGGAGACCAGACGGAGGCCAUGAUGAGCAUGAUCUCCAUGGCCUCGUCGGAGAGCACGCUGGCGGGGCUGAUGAGCCUCUCCGCGCCCUCCGGCUCCUCCUCCUCCUCGUCCUCCGCGGCCGCCCCGUCGCUCGGAGACAAGGAGCGUGGCGCCUCCCAGCACUGGCCGUCCGGCGCGAAGGCGGAGCCGGCCCAGAGCCAGGAGCUGAGCGCCCACGUGCCCGCCAAAGUGUCCCUCAGCGAGUACCGCGCCAAGAACGCCGACGUGCUGGCCGCCCAGAAGCGCAAGCUGGAGAACAUGGAGGCCAGCGUGAAGCGCGACUACGCGUCCGCGGCCCAGGCCCUAAUCGGCCAGCAGAGGAGGGAGAAGCACCAGCAGUUGUCCUCCUCCUCGUCCUCCUCCGGCCCUGACCCCAACCCCUCCCCGAUCGUCCUCAAGAUCCCCCUGGAGAAGGAGAGGCAGGACCGGAGCUCGCUGAAGGUGCGCCUGCCACUGGGGUCCGGGGGCGGGCACGGCGGGGCGGGGGGCGGCGGGGGCCGGACGGGGGAGGACUUCAAGGUGCGGAUUCGGGUGCCGGAGAGACGGGCGGGGGCGGGGGAGGAGGGUAAGAGCCGGGACAAGCACAGGGACCGCUCAAACCACCACCAUCAUCACCACCACCAUCAUCACCACCACUCCUCCUCCAGCGGGUCCUCCUCCUCCUCCUCGCACAAACACUCGGGCGGCCCGGGGGCGGGCGGGGGGGCCGGUGCCGGCAAAAAGGCGUCAGCCGACUCCUCCAGGACCGCUUCCUCGUCUUCCUCCUCCUCCCGGAAGAGGCCCCACCCAGAGCCCUCUGCAGCCGCCCACCCCCCGAAAGCCAGCAAGUCCUCCAGGAACUCGUACCAGCUCCCCCCCAUGCCCGGACCCCCCGCCCACCCUCUGAGCCUGGGGCACGACAGCCUGCCCUCCGGGGGCCUGGCCCACCACCAGGGCCCGUACGCCCACUCCAAACUGGACAAGGCCGACACCAACGGGCACAACGCGUCCGGGGGCCAGUCCAACGAGUACCAGGACACCUUCGAGAUGCUCAACUCGCUCCUGAGCGCCCAGGGGGUGCAGCCCUCGCAGGGCUCCAUGUUCGACUACCGCACCCCCUAUGGAGAGUACCCCCGCUACCCCGGGGGCUCGCGGGGCGGGGGGUCCCGGCCCCCUCCGCUCCCCACGGAACCCCCGCCCCCCCUGCCCCCCCUCCCCAAAUGAAGACUGAACCCUGAAUGCGGAGGGCAGAGGGCCAGGUGACCUUCUCGCAGGUGAGCUGUGCCUAUGUGUACGGCCACCCUGUCCUGUACGCACCGCCUGCCACUCCGCUUGACAGCAGAGCAUUGUACCACUCACUUUUGUUUUAAGCCUAUUUUUAUUGCCUUUUUUUUUUUGUUUGGUUUUUUUUUUGUUUUACACCCCCCCCUCCCCCCCACCACCCAAAUCUGUGGCAAUAAUGAAUAAUGCUUUAAAAACCUUUAAAAAAGACAAAAGAAGGAAAACAAGAACAGAGACAAUUAUGUAUUAAAAUAAAUGUAAAUACUAUUUUUCAUGUCAUUCAGGUUGUUGUAAUAUAUAUUUGAACUGAAAGUCUUUUAACGGAGUGACAGAGAACCAGGGCCACUUAUUGCUGGUGAGAAAAAUAUGUUUCAUAUAGUUUUAAUAGAUUCAACGCAUGGGAGGAAAAUGUAAACUUGUAUCUCUUUAUUUGUAAAAUUCUGCUAACAUCGAUUUUAAUAGCAAUCUCAUGGUUUCUGAAUGUUUUUAAAAAAAAGUAUUUAUUUUUUAUUCCUUUUAAAGAAUUUGUAGCACUUGUUUGGAUGCUUACCGGUUAUUAAUACCAUUUUUUAUUUGUUUCCCCCGGACGUCUUUCCUUGUUGUCGACUUUGGGUCAGAAGAAAAGAUUGUGUAUCCUGGUACUCUAAAUAUUUUACCUUUUCAACAAAUAUUUGGGCUCACGGUCCCCUAGUACUCUCUGCUGUUAUUUCUUCUGUUCUUUGAGAGGGUUUUAAUUGCUUUUAACAUUUGAAGUUUUAAUUUUCAUUUUUUCCCCCCCUCUGUAAACAUCAGUGUUUUCUAUUCUGUAAAUGUGGAAUAACUAAGCAGGUGGAUAUAAAGUAUUUUUACAUUUUGUAAAAAAAAUAUAUAUAUAUAUAUGUACAUUAAAAAGGUUGUAUUUUAGUUUGUAGUUUUACAAUGUGACGCAGUCAUUGUUUUAAAUGGUUGUAAAAAUGCUACGACACUCCAGCGAUUAAAUUAAUGGGCAGAAUUAUUUCUACCAUCUACAUUUCAAAUGCAAACCAUGCCAGUAUCAGGGUGAAGUGUAUAUUAUUUUAUUUUUUCAUCACUUUUACUAGAAUCCAAAAACCUUGUUCCCGCCACUGUGCAGCCGCCCUCCCUCCUAAAUGGGACAUGUAGGACGCACAGAGGUUCUGACCUUGUGACCCUGAGUAACAAGUCUUUAAACGUUUGCGUCCUCUUGCCUUGGGAGUCCUGCUCACUGCCUGCCCGUUCUGACUUCAGAGGCACGGUCAGUCGCAGAGUCAGGGGCAGACCCCAGGGGAGUCUUGUGUAGAAGAAUGUGUACAGUACCAUUGAUUCACCAGCGCCGGCUGUACCCUGCGUUUUAUCCAGACCCAUUGCUCUUGUAUUAAGAUCCAUGUGAUUAAAUGGCUCGUCUAUAAAACAACAGAAAAAAUUAAAAGGAUAAGAAAACCCUCCCAUGAUGUUUCCUGUUAUGACAUCGUAUGUUUUAUUUUGUUUGGAAAUUCAUGUAAUCCUGACUAUUUAAUCAUGUUUUACACUGCACAUAUUUUGGAUUUAGGAAAACCCAUUGAUAGAUUUUUAUUUUUAUUAGAUUUUUUUAAAAUUUUGCUUUCUGCAUUUAUAAAGUUUGUUUUGUUUUACCACUUUGUUUUUUGUUUUUUUUAUUCAGUUUUUUUUUUUUGUUUUGUUUUUUUUGUCAUGAUGGUUCCUUUUGAAGUUUACCAAAAUGAUGAACCCAACUGUUGCAUGUUUGUUUAGACUCAUGGCCUGUUUGUGGCAUCAGUGAUCCGUAACUGCUGUUCAUUGAUUAGCUCACUGGAACAUGGAACAGGGAUCAUUAUGCUUUUGUAGUUAAGGUUCUCCGUCUGAAAUUAAAAUUAAGGGAAUUACUUCAAACAAUGUUAUUUGGAAUGAGCAUUAUUUUAAGGUAUCAGUUUCCCUGUAACUGAUGCCAAUAUGUUUGCAUGUUCCCUUCCAUUGGUUGAAUGAGUGCAAUUUGGGUGCCUGAUUCCAUCCACAGCUCCCGUUCUGUGCAAUUGUCACUUGGGUUGGUUCUGAUGGGAUGCGUCACUUGUUGGCUUUGGUUAUUAUUAGGUUUUUUUUUAUGUACAUUUUUUAAUGUACUCCAUGCAUUCAAGUAGACCAUUCGUUAAGCGAACCACUCCAUAGAAACGGACGUGGUAUGGUUUUCGCCACUGAAAGGUCAUUUUUCUGAACUGCAGUGAAAGGCCCAGGGCUUUGCUGCGUUGCUGGGGGGGAGCAGUGAUGUUCCUGUGGGCCGGGCCCAGGCUUUCAUCCUGUCCUCAUGCAAAUAAUCCUGUUUGGGGCCUGAUCCGGGCAGGCGGGAGCAAACGCCAUUUUGGGUUUGGUCCUCUUGUUUAGGACUUGAUCAGUGAUUAAAUUAAAUGAAACCCCCAGGGUCAUCCUUUUUGUUUUUAUUUUAGUCCACUUUAUUUUAGUCCAUUUUGUUUUUGUUUUAAAAAAACAUGGUCUUAAUGUAUUUGUGUGAUUCAUGCAUCCCUGUAGUUCACAUAUCUGUGUAAGCCCCGCUAUGGGCAUACUAAAAGCAAAAAAAUAUGGUGUGAAAUAUGGUGUAGGCUGAAGGGAAAGCGAUGUCAAUGUACUGGAUCUGAUGCACAUUCAUAUUCAUCUUCUCUCCAUAAUUUUCUUUCUUUGGGUAAUUGGUUACAUUUGGAGAGGAAUGUUUUGUGAGCUGUACAUACAUUUUUGUAUGUGUUUAGUGGUAUCAGGUGAACUCAGGUUUGGAAAUUGAUUGUUUUUAGGGAGGAUUCUUGUAUAUUUCAAGUAAAGCUACAGUUUACAUAUCUGUGCUUUUUUUUUUUUCUUGUGUUUUUGUGAACACAGUUCCUUUCUUAAAAUGUGGAUGAUUUGACUCACGUGUAAAUAAAUGUUUUAAAAGAAA